GGGGUGUUAUGUCGCUUCUCCCAAAAGGGACGAGCGGUGGGAGAAUCUAAAAAGACUCAAAGCUCUGACGAACGCAGGACCACACAGCAUGACCCUCUUCUCACCCGCACAUGGUGACAGGGGCUGAGGUCGGGCCCGUGUGCAGGUGUGUGUGCCGUCCGACCGUGUUGAGGAGUAUUUGAUCACAGCAGGCACUGCCCGGCCUCCCCUCCAGGCCAGAGGGGGGUUGUAGUGUGUUUCCCCGUCGCGUUUUUCCGGAUGCAGAACAUCCUCGAUCAGAACUUAGACAUGGCCACCGCUCUGCUCGCCGGCGAGAAGCUGAAGGAGCUGAUCCUGCCGGGCUCCUCUCAGGAUGAGAAGUGCGGCAUGCUGGCCGGCCUCAUGGUGCAGCUCAAGCUGGAGCUGCCCUUUGACCGCGUCGUCACUAUAGGGACGGUCAUCAUCCCCAUCCUGCUGGUCACCCUCGUCUUCACCAGGAACUUUGCAGAGGAGUCCAUAUACUGUUACACACCGCACAACUUCACCAGGGACCAGGCGCUGUACGCGAGAGGCUACUGCUGGACAGAGCUGUGCGACGCCGUGCCCGGCGUGGAGCCGCACCUCUGGCCGUCGCUGUUUGAACACAAGUUCCUGCCCUACGCCCUGCUGGCCUUCGCCGGAAUCAUGUACAUCCCCGCCUUGGGCUGGGAGUUCCUCGCCUCCACGCGGCUCACCUCGGAGCUCAACUUCCUGCUUCAAGAGAUCGACAACUGCUACCACCGAGCGGCCGAGGGCCGAGCCCCGAAGAUCGAGAAGCAGAUCCAGUCGAAGGGGCCCGGCAUAACUGAGCGAGAGAGGAGGGAGAUCAUAGAAAACGCGGAGAAGGAGAAGAGCCCCGAGCAGAACCUGUUUGAGAAAUACUUAGAGAGACGAGGCCAGAGCAACUGGCUGGCUAAGCUUUACCUGGGACGCCACCUGGCUAUUAUCUGCCUCAGCUCUAUCCCCAUUUCCUACCUGAGCGCCUACUACGCCCGCCAGAGGCAGAACGAGUUCACCUGUGCCCUGGGUGAGCCCCCGGACAUUAGCAGCUAUCCAGAGUUGAAGCUCAGGGUCAACUGUAAGCUACCUGCUGUGCAGCUGCAGCGCAUCAUGGCAGCGGUGGACAUAGGCCUGCUCUGCACCAUGAACCUCAUCAUCCUCAUCAACUUGCUGCAUUUGUUCGUCGUGCGCAAGUCCAACUUUGUAUUCGACAAACUGCACAAAGUCGGCAUCAAAACGCGGCGGCGCUGGCAGAAGUCCCAGUUCUGCGACAUCAACAUCUUGGCCAUGUUUUGCAACGAGAACAGGGACCACAUCAAGUCACUCAACCGGCUGGACUUCAUCACCAACGAGAGUGACCUCAUGUACGACAACGUGGUCAGGCAGCUCCUGGCCGCGCUCGCACAGUCCAACCACGACGCCACACCCACCAUGAGGGACUCGGGGAUACAGACGCUCGACCCCAACAUGGACCCCUCUGAUCUGGGAAUGGGAGAGAUGGCCGGGGAGCCGCUGGUCACCAAAAGGCCCCGCAAGAAGAUUAAAUGGAUCCCAAGCUCAAAUCCUCUUCCUCAGCCGUUCAAGGAACCCCUUACCAUGACACGUCUGGAAAAUAACGGCAAGCCUGAAAAACCCAAACAGCUCAGACGGAAGACAGUCGGCGACAACUUCAUCGCACCACUCGUGGAUAGCAAGAGCACACAACACCCAUUAACAAAAGAUCUUAGCUUUAUGGAGAAAAAGCACACUCGCAACUUCUCCCUGGACGUCCACCCCUACAUGCUGACCAUCCGUAAGCCCAAGGUGGAGGCGACGAUCGUGGCGCCGCUGCCCUCGGCGCACAACAUUGAUGCGGUGUACCUCGAGGGCACGCACAGUAUCGUUCACGUGUCUGGCGCGAUCACAGCGACUAAGGUGUGCUCCCCAGAAUCGACCAACGCUACCUUUGCUACAGUGACCCUGCCCACCACGACGUACGUGAACGGUGUGAGCCCCAACCCGCCGUCCAGUGAGGAUCCACUCAGUCCCAAGGCCUCUCCUACGCCACGGGAGCCCCUCAUCCAGGCAGAAAACCCUGAGUCUCAGACACCGCCCCUGACCAGAGCCCCCACACACCAGCUGCUGAGUAUACAUCACACUCUCUUCGAGGAGGAGGAGGACGAAGAGCACCGCAGAGACAGACUCGCGGAGAGGCCGGGGGAGCUCAUCGCCGCCGGGGAAUGUUAAAGGUGCAGAAGAAGAGGAACACUGACUGAGAUUCCUCCCUCCCCUCUCUGCACACGACCACCGUGUCACCACCUCUACUCCAAUCCAGAGUCACCUUUACUCUUUGAAUUAACUCACACACUCACGUGAUGGGUGGAUUGGGCGGACUGAUGAGCAAAAAAAUGGGGCCGUGACCGUGCCUGUAGUUGUAAGAAAGAGAAAGAAAACGUCUAGAUGGGCCAAGGAUUCACAAAGGAUGAAUAAGACAGAAAAUCUGUGUAUUUUGGUUGUGUUGACCAGAGGGUUACUGUAGGAAAUGAUGUCACACUCAUGUCUCAGGAUGACUGUGUACAGCUAGUCGCCCUCCAAUGAAACCAGCAGCGAUAUAUACAGUAAUUCAACAGGGUGCUACAGUGCAGGGUCAAACAGCUAUUUCAGUAAGGCGUUGAGAAAGUGUGAGCAGCAAAGAGAGAUGAUGAGUUAGCUUUCUUUAAAAAAAAAAAGACAAACACCUUGGAAAAAUGCAUAUUUGCAAGGAAGACCGCAUUAUGGCUUCGAACUAAAUGUAUUUUUAACACAUAUGAUAACGCUUAGUCCCUUUAUCCUAAUAACCAAGUAGAAAGGUAGCUCACGCAAUCCAGUGGUUGAGAUCUUGCACAAUAAAAUAUGCAAAAGAUCACAAUAUAUUUGUGGCAAUAAUGUAUGCGCUCAAAGCAUCAUAUUUCACAGAAAGCUAUACAUAUAUAGACACUGUAUAUGACUCCUUUUUCGUGGGGUGUUUAAAAUGUGACACAUUUCAUGGCAUUAUUGUUGCCAUUUCACCAUGGAUAAGGGACGUCUAUUCAAAUCUUGACUGCUACAUUUGGACCUCAUUAAAAUGUGUCUGAUAGCUACAAGAUAUCUUUUGUGAUCUAGUUUUAGAGAGAAAAAAAGGAUGUUAUGUGGGUGUUUUCUUCUUGAAGACUUUAAUAUCCCUUUCACCGUGACGACUGGAGCUGGACUCACUGAAAAACUAUAUGACUCCUGUGUCCUGCUGGCUUCUUGUGGGAGUGCCGUGAUGUGAAACGAAUGAAGUGACGAGUUUGCUGUGGAAUCGUUCCUCCCUGGAGGCUUGGCAUCUGCUUGUCCCACAUGAUCUGAAUGUAUUUUUUUCUCUAGUUCUCACAUAGCGUCUCACAUCACCAAAAAAAAAACCCACUGAUGAAAGAAGUUAGGAUGAUAGUUUGUCUGUUAUUUGUAGUAAAAACCAAGCAUAUAGGCCAGGUUAGUACCUUUCACAGGGAGGGGUGAGUUCUCAAGUGAGUGGACAAGGGGACAAGGAGUGCCUAUCACAGCCACUCCUUAUGCAUUUCUUUCAGGAACUUCAAUAAAAAGGAACUGUCAACACUGACUGACACGA
Molecule: messenger RNA, 3622 nt
Organism: Scophthalmus maximus (turbot)
Lineage: Eukaryota; Metazoa; Chordata; Actinopteri; Pleuronectiformes; Scophthalmidae
Gene: panx2
Product: pannexin 2
Exons: 5
Coding region: 259-2244 (661 amino acids)
Biological process (GO): positive regulation of interleukin-1 production; monoatomic cation transport
Molecular function (GO): channel activity
Source: RefSeq, a predicted model, not a curated record